This is a messenger RNA of Papaver somniferum (opium poppy), 2960 nucleotides long. RefSeq names its product remodeling and spacing factor 1-like. The record is from RefSeq and is a predicted model, not a curated record. The coding region runs from base 87 to 2516 and encodes 809 amino acids. Lineage: Eukaryota; Viridiplantae; Streptophyta; Magnoliopsida; Ranunculales; Papaveraceae. The transcript is spliced from 4 exons.
UUUUUGAAAAUUUAUCACACAGUAACAUGCUAACAGCAACAAAAUAAGAAGAAGGAAAACCCUCUCUGUUGAUGAGGACCAACUAGAUGACGAAGAAAAUUCACCCGGCAAGAAGAAAAUCCAGGGUUUCAAAAAUGCCAGCAAUAUCUUCUUCAAAUCUUGCCGGUUCUCUCAGUUUGAUGGCAAAUAUGAAAUAUAAGCAUGAUGAUAAGGGUCUUGGUCUUUAUACAAAUUUUGAAGAGUUGUACGGCAAUUCUCAUUCGGAUCAUCUUUCAAUAGCAGUGGAGAGAUGUAAUAAUAAGUUGUGUAAAGAAAACAUUGAAAAAGCUGAUCAAGGUCCUAAACCUGUUGAUAGUGCUAUGGUUGAUACUGGUAAAGCUGAAGUUGAUAAUGACGAAUCAAAAGAUGCGUCUAUAGAUGAUUCCAAAGGGGAGUCUAUAAAUGCGUCCAUAGAUGAAUACAAAGGUGAGUCCAAAGAUGAUGCGGAUGCCAGCAUUGGUAUAACAGAAGUUGAUAAUGACGAGUUUAAAGAUGAUUCUAAAUGUGAGUCCAUAGAUGUGUCCAAAGAGGAAUUCGAAGGCGAGUCUAAAGUUGACGCGGAUGCUAGCAUUGGUAUAACAGAAGUUGAUAAUGAUGAGUCUAAAGAUGCAUCUAAAAAUGAUGAGGGUGCUAGGAUUGGUAUAACCGAAGCUGAUACGAAUGAGGUCAAAGAUACGUCUAAAGGCGAGUCUAAAGAUACAUAUAAAGAUGAUCCUAAAGUUGUGUUCAAAGAUGCGUCCAAAGAUGAGUCUAAUAAUGAAAGGAAAGAUGCGUCCAAGGUAUGUGCGGAUGCUAGCAACGGUAUAUUAGAAGUUGAUAAUUCUGAUUAUGAUGAUGAUGACAACAAUGAUGAAGAUGACAAUGAUAAUGAUGCUGCUGGACCUAGUACUGGUUGUAAGACCCGGAAAAGAUGUCGUGGGUACAGCGAUAUUGAAGAAGAAGAUAGCCUGCUUCCCUUUUCUUUGGAUAUGGCAAAUUGGACAGAGCAAGGGUUAUGCAUCAAAUGUAAGAAUGACGACCAGGUCCUUACUUGUAGUGCUAAUGGAUGCUGGGUAGCUGUGCACACAUCUUGUUUGUAUGUCACACCUAAUUUUGAUGACAAUGGGUACUUCUACUGCCCCCUGUGUUCAUUUAAGCGAGUACUUUCCGAGCUUGACCAAAUGAAGAAAGAAAAAAGCAUGGCAAAAGAGAAGGUUCGCAUUGCUAAAAGGUUACGCAGUCUUUUUAUCGGUUGCUCAACUGAGGAAGACUUAACAGUUCACGAGAAGGAAUUGAAUCAUUCAAGAAUAGAUGCAGACAGAAACUGCUGUAGCUCUAAUUCUGGAAGUGGGCAAAGAGGUAGUGAUAAAGCAAUUUUUGUUGGAUUAGAAAAUGAUCAACAAGAAGCAGUAGUUACUACUGGAGGUGCUGCUGGAAAUUUAAGGAUAGAUACAUGUUUGGAAAGUGAGAGUAAUGUUGUAUUGCAUACUGGAGGAGAGGAGGUUACACAAGACACUGGCUGUCCUCAGCGUAACAACAUGGAAGAUCAACAAAAAGACAUUCCUAUUCCCAGCGAGUUUGAUAAUCCUUCAACACGAAGGAUAGAAACAGAGACAGAGAUGGUCGACAAACAUCAAACCUCAAAAGAAUGCGAACAAGAAAACCAAGUAGAAGCUUAUGCUGAGUGUAGUAACAGAAAUUUGUCCUGCGCAGAAGCUGUGACGAUUGUGCAUUUUGAACAGAUAACUCAAAAAGACUUGCCUAUACUCGGUCAGUUUGGUAGUCCUCUAACACAAAGUGAAGAAAUUGAAAAUGAGAUCGUUGAAAACCAUCAGAACACAAGAGAGAGUGAAAGACAGAUGCAAGUGGAAAUUGAUUGGGAGUUUAGUGAAAGAAAUCGGCCCUGCCGAGAAGCUGAGACGUCAAAGAAUGUUGCUCUGGCUGGGAUGUCCUCUACUUGCCUACAGAAGGGCAUGGAAAUUGAGAAGGAGAUGUCCUCUACUUGCGUACGUAAGGGUAAGGAAAUUGAGAAAGAGAUGGUUGAAGAGCAUCAACGCCCAAAAGAGAGUGAAGGAGAAAUGCAAGUGGACACGGACAUGGAGAAUAUAGAUGGAGAUUCGCGCUGUCGAGAAGCUGAGACGUCUGUACAGGCUGAACAGGUUACUCAAAAUACACUUUUACAGUCAAAUAAUGUUGAUCUGGUAGGGACAUCCUCUCCUUACCAGCCUAAGGGAUGCAAGACUGGCAGGAGAACAAAAUCCCUUGCCAAACGCCGAGCAAGGAAACUACCCAAACCCAAGCGCAAUCCACUUUCUUGGUCAGUGGAAGAGGAAGACAUGCUUAAGAAAGGAGUAGAGAAAGUUUCAUGUGAGGUUAAGAAAAAUAUGCCCUGGAGGAGCAUUUUAGCUUUUGGUUCGUCUGUAUUCCACACAACUCGAACACCAGAAGACCUCAAAGAUAAAUGGAGGACAAUGACUAAAGGGAGACGACACAGGUGACUGUGUUUUACAUCUGAUUCUGGAGGACAAGUUGACAUCAAGUACAUGAAUUUUAUGUCAACUCGCACUAAAUAGACCUACAUGACAUUAUGGGAAAAAGAAGAAUGUAGCAAAAUAGGAAAGGAAAAGAAAUCAAGAAGAGCGGAGAAAAGUGAUCUAGGAUUUUUUGAUUAAGGUGAAGUUGCAGGUGUCAUGAUGAACUUUUUUGGAUCGCUGGUCUCCCUGUCUGUGAGAGUCAGUGGCUCUUGAAGGGGCGUCUCCUUGCUCAAUAUGCUGACUGGGUGAUAUGAGUGAGAUAAUGCUUUUAUUUCUACAGACCAUGCUUAUAAUUCCCUCUGAUUUGAAAUGUAAAUUUGCCAUCAAAAUGAAAGUAGUUACUGUUUAUCUUGUUUAUGCUAAUAAGGCUACAUCAAUUUUGUGUUAAUAUUAUAUUCAGAAACUGUA